CAGGAAGCAGAGAAAUGUCGGAGGCAGAGAGGAGAAACUUCAUGAGCUGGCACACACACACAUACACACCUACACACCUUCAUCCUCCUCACUGGGUUUAACUGGACACUGUUCCGGAAAACUACCAUUUACACUCUAGGAUGGCAGAGAAGGUGCUGGUCACGGGGGGAGCGGGCUACAUAGGCAGUCACUGUGUGUUGGAGCUGAUUCACGCUGGCUUCCAGCCGGUCGUAGUGGACAACUUCAGUAACGCAGUCAGAGGAGAAGGGGGUGUGCCAGAGAGCAUACACCGGAUACAGAAGCUUCUGGGCACCAUCAUUGAGUUUCAGGAACUCGACCUUCUGGAUCGUCCCGGUUUGGAACAACUAUUCAAAAAGCAUACUUUCAGUGCCGUGAUGCACUUUGCUGGCCUGAAGGCCGUCGGGGAGUCAGUGGCACAGCCGCUGCGUUACUACAGAGUCAACCUCACCGCCUCCAUCAACCUGCUGGAGGUGAUGCAGGCUCACGGGGUCCGCAAUCUGGUCUUCAGCAGCUCGGCCACGGUGUACGGGGACCCCCAGCGCCUGCCCAUCGACGAGCAGCACCCUGUGGGCGGCUGCACCAACCCCUACGGCCAGACCAAGUUCUUCAUCGAGGAGAUGAUCAAGGACCACUGUAAGGCGGAGAAGGACUGGAAUGCAGUGCUGCUGCGUUAUUUCAACCCAAUUGGAGCUCAUCCCUCCGGCGUGAUAGGAGAGGACCCUCAGGGUAUCCCCAACAACCUGCUGCCAUAUGUUGCUCAGGUUGCCGUUGGGAGAAGGAAGUGCCUCAACGUAUUUGGGAACGACUAUGACACAGUCGACGGGACAGGUGUGAGAGAUUACAUCCACGUCGUAGAUCUGGCAAAGGGACACAUGGCAGCUUUGAAGAAGCUGAAGGAGGACUGCGGCUGCCAGGUUUACAACCUCGGAACAGGAAGGGGCUACUCUGUGCUCCAGAUGGUGAAAGCCAUGGAGAAAGCCUCAGGGAGAGAGAUCUCAUACGAGAUCGGCCCUCGUAGAGAGGGAGACAUCGCAUCCUGCUAUGCCGACUCGAGUCUGGCGGAGAAGGAGCUCGGCUGGAAGGCCGAAUUUGACCUGGAACGAAUGUGUGAGGAUCUGUGGCGCUGGCAGUCCAUGAACCCCACAGGAUUUUCCAAAGGCCCAGCGUCUUGAUACGACUGAGCAGACUGUCCUUAAAUGUUAUUUCCUCUCUGCUCUUAAUUAACCGUAACAUUUUCAAAUGAUUGUUUACAAACUACAGUUUUCUCUGUGUCGUUUUCAUCGGAUCAACGAUGGAUAUUUCCUCUGUAAAUGUAAUGAUCAUGAAGCCAUAACAAUGAAAGAAUAAAUGUAAUUUUUAUUGAAA
This is a messenger RNA of Limanda limanda (common dab), 1386 nucleotides long. RefSeq names its product UDP-galactose-4-epimerase (gene gale). Bases 141 to 1193 code for a protein of 350 amino acids. NCBI's taxonomy places the organism in Eukaryota, Metazoa, Chordata, Actinopteri, Pleuronectiformes, Pleuronectidae. The transcript has 11 exons. Gene Ontology annotation, cellular component: cytosol. The record is from RefSeq and is a predicted model, not a curated record. Gene Ontology annotation, biological process: beta-D-galactose catabolic process via UDP-galactose, Leloir pathway. Gene Ontology annotation, molecular function: UDP-glucose 4-epimerase activity.